This is a messenger RNA of Papilio machaon (common yellow swallowtail), 1923 nucleotides long. RefSeq names its product dehydrogenase. Gene Ontology annotation, molecular function: oxidoreductase activity, acting on CH-OH group of donors; flavin adenine dinucleotide binding. The transcript has 5 exons. The record is from RefSeq and is a predicted model, not a curated record. Lineage: Eukaryota; Metazoa; Arthropoda; Insecta; Lepidoptera; Papilionidae. The coding region runs from base 175 to 1923 and encodes 582 amino acids.
GCUUGAGACGAGUGCUAUGCACUUGUUAUAACAAAGGUUGCGUUGCAGUCGCUAGCCCGCGCCGCGCCGCUCCGCGCCAAUCGCCGUCACACUCUCUCACAACUUAUCAACUUAUAGAUAUAAUUGGUCGAUUGAAGUUUUAGUGAGGACAUCGACUACACUAAAGUGAGGGCGAUGACCCCGCUGCGGCUGCUACACGUGGUGCACGUGCUGACCGUAGCCCGGCUCGUCCGCCCUGAGCACUACGGACGCAGUACACAUGUCAAUGACGCAGAAUGUUUUGACUUCGUCGUAGUCGGCGGCGGUACCGCCGGUUGCGUGCUGGCCAACAGGCUCACUGAAGACGAACAAACCACCGUGCUGCUCGUCGAAGCCGGGGGGGACCCGCCGUAUGAGUCGAUGUUUCCAGGCUUGUUUCCAGCCAUGGCCGGCAGUCGGGUCGAUAAAAACUAUACGUCAGAAAACGACGGUAGGACGCAGCAAUGCCACAGGAACCGCGUCGCCAACCUGACGAGCGGGCAUAUGUUGGGCGGCAGCAGCGGCCUCAACUACAUGCUGUAUGUGCGCGGCGGGCCGUCAGACUACGCGCACUGGGCGGCCGCCGCGGCCGACCCCACCUGGGCCUGGCCGGAUGUGCUCCCAUACUUCAUCAAAAGUGAAAGACUCGAGGACCCUGGCUUGCUAAAUUCCCCUUACAAAAUAUAUCACGGGACCAACGGGUACAUGGGCGUCGCGCGUGAACAUCGAAGUGAAAUAAAUAAGUUUUCGGAGGCCGUUCGUGAGAUGGGGCAUGAAGUUUUAUUAGAUGUGAACGGAUAUCGCCAUUUAGGAUUCACCAAUCCAUUGUUUAACAUCGCCGGCGGCGUGCGGCAAAGUGCGGCGUAUUCGUUCUUAGCUCCUAUCGUUCAUCGCAAAAAUCUGUAUAUUCUCAAGAAUACCUUAGUUACUGAAGUUAUAUUCGAUGAGAAUAAUAAUGCCGAGGGAGUAAAAGUUAAGACUCAAAAUGGAACGAUUUUAUCGUUAGUAGCGAGAAAGGAAGUUGUUUUGUCAGCGGGCGCUUUCAAAAGUCCACAGUUGCUAAUGCUGGCGGGGAUCGGGCCCAGGGAUCAUCUGGAGGACCUCGGAAUCCCGGUUAGAAGUAAUUUACCGGUUGGGUUAAACUACCAGGACCACGUGGCGGUUUUUAUGUCGAUCAAAAUGGAAGAAUCGAAUGCGCCCUCCGCGCCGCCCAACAAACAUUUAUUUCCGCUACCCACGUUCGUCGGCUACGUGGCUCUCGACAAACGCCAGGAGCACCCCGACUACCAGGUGGUCAACUUUGUCGUGCCUCACGAUUCCGAAUUUCCAUUUAACUUGUGUGCGUUCGGUUACUGGUUCGAAUUCGACAUUUGCCACAAUCUUCGUAACGGCGGCAAAGGAAAGACUACACUAUUCUCGACGCUCAACAUACUGCACCCGAGGUCGCGGGGCAGAGUGACGCUGCGCAGCAGGGAUCCCGAAGACCCCCCUGUCAUCCACACGGGAAUGUUUUCGGACGAGCGCGACUUAGACGAUCUUGCCAGGUAUUUGGAAGAUCAUGCCCGCAUCGUGAAUACGACGUACUUCAAGAGCGUCGGUGCCGAGAUAGUAGACUUGAAGUUGGCGAUGUGCCGCGGGCUGCGGGCGGGGAGCGGACAGUACUGGCGGUGCUACGCGCGCUGCAUGAUGAACACGAUGUACCACUACGCGGGUACGUGCGCUCUGGGCGGCGUCCUGGACUCGCGGCUGCGCGUGCGCGGCGUGCGGCGGCUGCGCGUGGUCGACGCUAGCGUCAUGCCCACGCUGCCCGGAGGCAACACGCACGCCCCCGUCCUCAUGAUAGCUGAAAAAGCCGCUGAUUUUAUAAAAGAAGAACAUCCAAAAAGCGGUGCUUUAGGAGAUUAA